Zymoseptoria tritici IPO323 is the source of this 909-nucleotide messenger RNA. RefSeq lists its product as uncharacterized. Bases 1 to 909 code for a protein of 302 amino acids. NCBI's taxonomy places the organism in Eukaryota, Fungi, Ascomycota, Dothideomycetes, Mycosphaerellales, Mycosphaerellaceae. The record is from RefSeq and is a predicted model, not a curated record. The transcript is spliced from 4 exons.
AUGGCUCCCACUACUCCCAAAGUCCGUCGCAGUACCCGUGUUCAAGAAGCACCUGCUCUGAAGAAGCAGAAGGAAGAAGAGGAAGCUCUCAAGCUCGCUAGUCCUCCGCCGAGCACCAUCAAGUCCAAGAGCGUCAAGUCCAAGACUACACCCAAGGCCAAGUCCACUACUACUCCGAAAACCAAGGUCCUCAAGUCCAAGCCCACACCAAAGCCGAAGACGAAGUUCGUCGGAUACCCCACAAUUAACGACGUCAAAUUCUCCGACCCACCCAACGGCCGCACCAAACCCAUGCCCAAAUUCUGGACCAACGCCGAUGCCUCAGCCGGCAUCGACGCCGGAUACUAUUGGAAAAACGCUAUCGGAGAGGUGUAUUUAGCGAUGGACUGUUUAAAUGGAGUGUGCAGGAAAUUGGAGGAGGUGAAUGACGGACACAAGGGGAAUCAGGGGUUGUAUCAGGCGAGGGAUUUGUUGAGGGAGUGGAGGGAUUGGACGAUUAAAGACGACACCUUCACCCACCCCCUUGCACCCAAAUCCACCCUCCCAACCGAUAACAGCGUCACCCACGAACCAUCCCAACCCGCCACUCCGAAGAAAAUGUUCCCAUACCUCUACCCUCCCCUCGAACCAGACUACGAACCAAAAUGGCAGCCCAUGUGGGGAACCUGGCCCACUGCACCUAAACAAGGCCCCAAAGCCUGCACAUUUGACAAGUACUACUACUUCUCCUUCUUAGGGGACGCUCCCAGGGCUCAGAGAGCGCUGGAGAGUCUGUGCAAGACGCUCGAAGAGUCCGGAUUUGGAGGGGACGUGGAGAAGGCGAACAAGCCGCUUUUUGAUGCGAGGGACGUGCUGAGGGAGUGGACGGAGUGGAGGGAUAGUAUUCCGCCGGAUGAGUAUUCUUAUUGA